AUGGCAACGGGUGCUGCUGGCAGGAAGAGGCUCCUGCUGCGUCCGGAGGAUCGGGAAUUUAUGGUGACAAGUGUUCACAUCGCGGCCGGCUCGAAACGGCGCGCGCCCGACUCCGCGCCCGACUCCGCGCCCGACUCCGCGCCCGACUCGAGGCGGCCCGUGAAGCAGGAGCCUCAGGCGCAAGUGGUCGUCAAGUCGGAGCCCGUGGACGAAGAGGCUGUUGCUCCAGCACACGAUGGGCCCGAAGAGAAGAAGCUGACCCAUCGCCAGAAGAAGCAGCGGGAGUACGAGAGCAACCGCAGGUCCACGGCGCGCACGAGGAAGGGGGCGGCCGCUGUGCGGAAGCUGGAGUCCGAGGUUGCCAGGCUCAAGGCCGAGUUGAACUCUCCGGCCUCCGCGGCCCCCUUGCCCGAGGGCAUGGACGACCUGCGAAGGCAGUGCCUGGAGCUGAGGGCCCAGUUGGGAAAGCAGGACGAGUUGCUGGAAGCAGCGUGGAACGACAACACCCGGCUGAGGGAGAUGAACAGCAAUCUCCGCAGGACCAACCUGGGCCUGAAGCGGCGGCUUGAGCAGCUAGACCUGGUGGAUUUUCGUGAACAGGCAUCGCAGCUGUCAUAG
Messenger RNA from Symbiodinium natans, 618 nucleotides. The record is from the annotation of a GenBank genome assembly. NCBI's taxonomy places the organism in Eukaryota, Dinophyceae, Suessiales, Symbiodiniaceae.